Molecule: messenger RNA, 6801 nt
Organism: Cladocopium goreaui
Lineage: Eukaryota; Dinophyceae; Suessiales; Symbiodiniaceae
Source: the annotation of a GenBank genome assembly
AUGGUGCAAGGCCAACGCUUCUACCGUUCAGGAGAUUUGGCGAAGUGGAGCGGUCAAGAUAUUGUGUUCCGUGGACGUGGAGACCAGCUGGUGAAAGUCUUUGGCAAGUGGGUGGACCUCUCGGAUCUGAGCAGACGCCUCUCAAACUUGCCGGGAGUUCUGGAAGCUGCCACAAUCACGGGUGGCCCAGACGAACAUCACGCUGUUGCUGUGCUGGACAAGCGCUCGAAUCCAGAUUCCUUCGCAGCUGCUUACAGAAUCCUUCCAUCUGGAGGAGGAGUUCAGCUCCACUGGUUCUCCGAGCCACUGCCAAGAAAGGCUGAGACACAGAAGGUCGAUAGGGCUCGCCUGUUGUCUCAGCUGCGCGGAAUGGCGGGAAUGGCGUCGGCACCUGUAACACCUUUACCACGAAGGAAGGGGGACACGAGGCAAGAAGAUGCAUUACUAGCCAGCGUGGUCGAGGUUUUGGGCAACACGUCCUGCAGCUCGUUGCAAAGCUCCUUUCUCGCCUGCGGUGGCGACUCUGUGACAGCCUUACGAUGUGCUGCUGCAGCGCGGCAGCGCGGGCUGGAGAUUUCUGCCUUGGCACUGCUGAGCGCCAGAACCUUGGCAGAGGCUGCGCAAGCUGAGGAGUCGGAGCCCCUGCAAAAGAGACCUCGACUCGCACCUGAAUCCGGGUCUUUCACAAGAACGCAGCCCUUCGCUUUGACAGCUGAGGAACUUCAAGAAGAGAUCUCCUUCCAACUGGGCCUUCCUUCACGUGCUGUUGACUGUUCAUGGCCUUGCACGGCUUUCCAAGAGCUGCUGCUCAACGCACUGGAAGCUUCGGAAGCUGAUGCUGUGAGGGAGUCUCCUGGCACUCUCCAAAGCUGCGCGCUGCUGCGGCCUACUGUUUCUCUCCAAGGACUGCGGAAUGCUUGGCUGCUUGUGCAGCAGCGCUGUACUGCUUUGCGCUCGCGCUUCAUACGGGUGCGUGGUCGGCACUUUCAAGUUGCGCUGCGAACGAACUGGUCCAAGGAAGACUUGCGCGUGACCCAAAGCUCAUCAGGAAGCCUAAAGCGCCAACUGCGAGCGUUGAUGAAGGAGGACCUGAAGCAGCACUUCCACAGCACAGGACCCCUUUGCCGCCUGCAUUUGCUGCGGGCAAAGGCUGGAAGUUCCGACAAGUUGGCCCUGCUGUUGUCGAUUCACAACUCCGUUUCUGAUGGCUGGUCUACAAAUCUGUUGCUGCAGGACCUUCUGUCGCUAGCAGUUGGAAUUGCUGCGCCUUUGCAACGUCCUGGACAAGCACUGGACAACAUUCACUUGGAGGUUGACCGCCCUUCUUGGUGGCGCCGAACGCUUGAGGGGUUCAGGCCUACUGCUUUGCAGCGACAAGUGCACCUUCACUCCUUUAACCUCCGAAGGCUGGCAGUCCGGUGGGAAGCUUUGCGUCAACGUGCCAAGGCUUGGCAGUUGACACCUGCUGCAUUGGUGCUAGACGCUUGGUCUUUGGUUUGGUCGCGGGCGACGGGUAGCAAGGACUUUCUCCUUGGAGCAGUGCUUUCUGGACGGGAGGCAGUUCCAAGCGACUUGCUCGGCUGCACUGCUUCGUUGGUGCCACUGCGCUUGCGGGUCACAGACUCAUGGCAAAGUUUGCACUCCUUUUCCACGGAGGUUCAACGCUGCCUCAUAGCACAUGCGUCAAUGUGGCCAUGUCCAUCUCUGACAGAGAUUCGCAGCUGGUGCGGACUUCCUCCGGGGCCGAUGUUUGACUGCGCUUGGAUUUUCGACCACACGCCGCCUUUGCCACGACACCUUUGCAUGAGAACAGGAUUUGAACUUGUUUGUGAGCAUGAAGUACCAGCAGCUGGUCAGGAAGCAGACACCCCUGAGCUACGCGUGUCUAGGCACGACCAAGAGAUCACUGUCACCUUGAGGGGUGUCUUGCCACAGGGCCAAGAAGGAGAAGCACAGCUACUCUUGGAAGAGUUGGAUUCGAUGUUGGCUUUCCUUACGCGGCCAGAUGAGGACGUGCAGAACAGUGAGAAGUACACAGUCGCGGAGAUUCUGCUGGCGGUGCCACUUCUUCCGUCUCUUGGCCCAACACUUUCACAUCUUUCACCCAAACUCGGAGAGGAGCUGGCCGCUUUUUGGAGGAAAAGAUUGCUACACUAUGAGGCAACAGAACUUCCUCGUUCUUCUCAAGGCACUGCGGCAGCGUCUUGGAGAGCUAUGCCGCUGAUGUUGCCAUCUGGAUCCAAAGAGAUUGUGAUCGCAGCCACUGCGCGACUGUUGGGGCACAUGUCCGGGCAGGAAGAGGCUUCAGUCCUUGUACCACUUGGAAACCGUGAAGGCACAGAAGAUCCAAUCGGCUGGUUUCCCAUUCAAGUUUCCUGCAAAACGGUGUCAACGAGUGCUCAGGUGGCAGAUGAGCUGGAAGAGAUGGCAAGCCACACUUUGGUGCCGCGGUAUGCAGUGGAGAGGCUCUUGGGAAUCUUCCCUCCCUUGAGACCAUCCACAGCCAUCAUCGAGAUGAAGGGUCCCGUGUCCAAGAGUCCAGAGAGCAUGCAGCGGUGGGGUGAUAGAUGUUGUCAUUUGUGGCAAAGCUACUCCUCACAUCGAGAUCUUCAGAGCGUGGAGCUUGUAGUGGUGCUGGCCAGGAGCCACGGUUGUGGUUUAUUGCUCUUCUCUGGGGUGCGUGGCUUUGAUAUGCCCUUGGCAAAGAUCGUCGCAAGCCGCCUAUCCAACAAUGUCAGCAGCUAUAGCACGUCUGGAAAAACAUGUGCUGCGUUUGAUCUGGGUGUGGCCGCAUCUCCGCCCCUUCUUCGUGCAAACCUUCUAGAACUUCUGUUGCAAUCUGCCAAACGGACACCGCGGAGCACCGCCAUCGCGGAGAUGGAUGACAUGCUGAGCUACUCCGAGCUUUUCUCUUGCGCAGUUGUGACCGCUAGUGAGCUCCUUCGCAAAAGAAAGGAUCGAAGCUCCACUGCGGCAGUGCUUUCGGAGCGAUCAGCUGCAGCUGUGGUUGGACUGAUGGCUGCACUGUUUGCGGGUGCUGCAUAUUGCCCACUCAUCCCGUCGCAGCCACUGGAUCGACUAGUUUCGAUGAUUUCCAUCGCAUCUAUCACGGAAAUGCUUUUCCAAGAAUCGGCACAACAAGUUGCAGACCAUCUCCAACAGCACAGAGGGCUCUCAGCAGUUUGUAUUCGAUUGGACGCAUCAUCGAGGCUGAAGCUUUCCCUUCGGGAUGUGCAGACAUCUUAUGCCACUUCCGGAGAUGCUGCCAUGCACGUACUCUUCACUUCCGGAUCCACUGGUAAGCCGAAGGUCGUUCGUGCUUCUCACACUGCUGUCAUGACUCACUUGUUGCACGUUGUGCGACAUCAUCGGCUUCAAGCAACAGAUGUCGCUCUGCAACAUACCAGUCUUGCCUGGGUCGCUGCAGCUCCAGAGGUUUGGACACCUUUGCUGGCCAAUGCCCAGUUGGCAGUUGCUCCAUUGGCAGCCAAAGGAGGAGCAAGGGAUUUGGAAACUCUUGCUGCCUUUGCAAACCGUUGCACUUUGCAGCAAUAUGUACCCUCGGUUCUGCAGGCCAUGCUACUGGCAGACCUGCAUCCAGUAAGCAGCAUCUGCCACCAGCUAGUGCUCACAGGCGAGCCACUUCCCAUGGAACUCUGCCACCGUGUGCAAUCUUCGAGCUUGACCACUCUGCGGAAUCACUAUGGGCAGACUGAGGCAGCUGACACCACAACUGUCUAUCUGGUCGAACCUGGCCUUCGCGCAGCUUCAGUGCCGCUUGGGCGGCCAGCCACGCAGCGGCAGGUGUGGCUGGAGCACUGGCAUGGGAUGUGCGACAUUGCAGAGCUAGGUGAACUGCUGGUAGGUGGGCCUGGUUUGCAUUUGGACAAAGAAAUGGAGGGCUCUCAGCUUGGCGCCGGCGCAGUCUUGCACACUGGUGAUUUGGCUCGAUGGGUUCCAUUUGCUGGGUCAAUGCAGCUGGUUUGUUUGGGUCGCAAGGAUCGCCAGGUGAAGGUCAGGGGCCAUCGCCUUGAGUUGCUGGAGAUUGAAGCUGUGAUGAAGCAAGAGGCAGAAUCACGACUUUCGCGGCAGGUAGAAGCACUGGUGACCUUGUGUCCCAUCACGCGAAGACUGGUUGCAUAUGUUCGGCCGCCUUUGUCAGCACAGGAAACAGAAACACUGCUGAAAGCCUCUCAAGGGAAGCUGUUGGCGCAUGCAGUGCCUAGCAAAGUCAUUGGAGUGGAGGACUGGCCGCGCACGUCCACUGGCAAAGUGGAUCGGAAAGCGCUACCGCAACCACAGACAGCAUCGGUAUCACCGGCGACAUCAUCCACCAAGAUGCCGAUAGAUGCCUCUCAGUACUUGCAACGCUCACCAGUGGCGCCUCAUCGAAUCAGAGAAAAAGGUUUGCAGGUGCUGCGGGGCUUACUCUUCGGCUUGGUGACCAGCCGUGCUAAUGCUUGGCGAAUGCUACUGCUCCCACUGGUGUGGAAUGGUUGGCAGCAGCUCUUGGUUCCACGGCGCAAGGGAAGCCUCUUCGCCCAGGAUCUUGCAGUGCGACUGCCCUCUUUGAGCACAAGUGUGAUGCUGGCUCUCUUGCCCUGGAAUGUCCUGGUGGCUGCUGCAGCCCUGAGCGCUUGGCGCUUGGGCCGUCGAUGCUGUGGGACGUGGAUGAUGUGGUGGAUGGGCCUCAGCAGCCUGCAGCGACAAGUCAUCCAGGAUUUGGAGUGGUACAGUUGGUAUCUUCAUCCGACACGAAGCUUGGAGCUCGCGGCCAAAGCCUUCACGGGCUGCAAGGAUUUGUUUAGCCGUCUUCGUACUGGGUACCUACCUGCAAAGCGGCCUUGCGAAUGGGACUGGGACGCAGCAGCCCAACGUCCACGUCAGCGUCCACGUCUAGAUUAUGUUUGGGUGGACCACGAACCUACGGGCAUGAAAGAAAGCUCGAGUUCAGUCCAUUCGGUUUCAGAGGAUCUAUCGCAUGCUGAGCUCAGCCUCUUGGAGUACUUACGAGAAGAAGCCGGUGUUUGCCUGGAAGCAAAGAUGCCUCUUGCCACAGCCUUUGAUUCCUUGCGCCUGACUGCACUGGUGGGUGGUUUGCGUAAAUCCAUGGCACCUCAACUGACCUUGCGUGAUGCUCUUGCGUGUGACACUGUGGCAGACUUGCUGAAAGUCAUCAGCAGUCUGAGCAGACUGGUAGCAGAGAAGCAGCAUGAUGCUGAAGCAACACGAUCCGCAGAGCCACAUUUCUUCAAAGUCCGAGAGUGGCCAUACAUGUUUUCCCUCUCAGUCUGUUGGGCUUUGGAAUCGGAACAGGUGGAUGUUGCAAGAGUGCAAAGCGCACUGCAGAGUUUGCUCACAAAGCAUGGCGCACUUUGCGUAAAACUAGCAGAUCCUCCUGCCAUCUGGGAUGUGGCCAUGGAAGCUGCAGCCAACUUGUCGUUGGCACGAGCCCUGUUGAAUGCAGAAUUUGGAUGGCUGAAGCCACUUCAAAGCAGACAACAACGGGGUCGACAUCGCAGAAUCAGCAGUAUCAUGGAGUCCGUCAUGGACUUCAUAGGUUGGCUUUUGUGGACUGCAUGGCCUCGGUUGCAGCAUGAAAGAACUCCUGAAGUGAAUCUGGAUGUGGUUGAAUGUGAGGAUUCAGAACAGCUGGAAUUGCGAUCAACAUGGCUCUUGGAUGGCCGAAACGGACGUCAAUUUCUAGAAAAUCCUAUACAUGCCGUGCUGCUGACGGAUGCUGAAACUGGAAAGUGUCGUUUGCACAUAGCUGUGAGUCAUGGUCUGUCUGACGGAUUUUCAGGCUUGCCCCUGUUGCAAGACUUCAUACAGUUCUACAAUGGGCUAGCUACCACAUUCAAUGCGAACCAACCUGAUUCAGCACAGAAGAGAUUCUCAGGGCUUCUGUUGCAAGAAGCAAGGUUGAAGGGGGCCCUGAUGCUUGCAGCCAAUGACGUAGCUGAUACCGCAGAUAUAGCAAGCUGGGCGCUACCUUCUUCAUCCUCUGAAGGCUUUGAUCAUUUUAUUUGGUUACAGGAGGCCUCGGUAAAAACGCUGCAAUCCAUUGUCGAGCAACGGAUGUGGUGCUGCUCCCUGGAUGUGGCCGUUUUGGCAGCGCUUGGCAGUGCACUUGCUCGUCUUCAUUCCAAUGUUCCGCUGCGUUUGCGCUUUGUGGCCUCUGCCAGGGAUCAAGGUGAUGAAGGCUUUGUGGUGGCAGAUUUUGCUGAUUCCCGCGAUCUUGACCUUGUCUUCAAUCACGACGUGUCGGUAGAAGAUGCUGCGCGGUGCAUAGCAGAAUGUGUGCGGCACCGGCGUUGGAAAGCGCCAGAUCCCAGGACCAGCGGGGAUGAUCGCAUAUACAUCAAUGUACGUCCGUUAUUGGAGGUCAGAUCUCAGCCCAAGGAAGGUGAAGGUCAGAGAUCAUGGCAUCAAUGGCAUCAUAUCACUCAAUGGCCACCAGUUGAAGGUGAAAGGAAUUGGGAUCGGCGCAAUGUCCACCAUGCUCUAUGGAUAAUGGCUGACCAAGUAUCCUCGAUGGAAUGGGUGUUCUGUCUGAAGAUACGGAAUGAUCGGUCUGAUGACCAAUACUUGGGCCGUGUGCUCGAGCAAAUCAUUCGAGAUCUUGCACUGCAACCUGAAGUCCUCUUGUUGCCCAACCCUUCGCAUGCAGUGGCAACCAAGAAACGGUCCUCAGAAUUGCCAGAAGAGAUCCGGAAGCAGUGCAAAAAGUUGUGCCAGCUGACAACCUACACACAAUUACACACAUUAAUUCCCAUUAAAUCACCAUUGAAUCACCAUUAA